UCAUUAUAAAAAUCAGUGUAGGAUCGAUCACUCAGCACAUCAUAUCGGUCUCAUCCAAAUGUUGUAAGAUAAAAGGUAAUUAAUCACCGAAAUUUCAUUAGAAUUUUCAUCUACUCCUGACAUGUUGAGGCCCCCCACCUCCACUCAAUCACACUAUAUACGCUCGUCACCACCCCCCUCCGAAUUACCCUCACCUCAAACCAUCCACGACGAUCAACAUCCAAACCCUAACCCUAAAACUCGAUGUCGCCGGCGACGAUAGCCUUCGCCGGAGUGAUCGUGGUGGCGGCGAUCUAUUGCGGAAUGAAUCCCUUCAAUCACGGCGCGAUGGCGGGAUUCCCGGGGUUCGAGACGUACAAGGUGGAGCUCGCGCCAGCGACGGCGGUGCCGUCGGUGGUGGACUCGGAGAACCGGCUCACGGCGGCGGAGGUGCGGUUCAUGGAUCAGGUGCAGGGGCCGGAGAGCAUUGCCUUUGAUCCGAGCGGCGGAGGGCCGUACACCGGCGUUGCGGAUGGAAGGGUUGUGGUUUGGGAUGGCGAGAAGUGGAAGGAUUUUGCGUUUACUUCGCCAAACAGGUCCGCUAUAUGUGAUCCAAAACCAUCAGCCUUAAGUUAUGUGGAGAAUGAGCAUAUAUGUGGUAGGCCAUUGGGUCUUCGAUUCGAUAAGAAAACUGGAGACUUAUAUAUUGCUGAUGCAUAUUUUGGGUUAUUAAAGGUUGGGCCCCAAGGUGGUUUGGCCACAUCACUGACCACAGAGACUGAGGGUGACCCCUUUAAGUUCACAAAUGACUUGGAUAUAGAUGAAGAAGGAAAUAUUUAUUUCACUGUCAGCAGUAACACAUAUUAUAGAAGAAAUUUCCUACAGUCAAUAUUUACUGGGGAUCCAACUGGAAGACUACUGAAAUAUAAUCCUGUUACAAAGGAAACAACUGUACUCCUCCAUGGUCUUCAGUUCCCAAAUGGUGUCUCUCUAAGCAAAGAUGGAUCCUUCUUGGUAUUCUGCGAAAGUUCACGCAAUAAGUUAACCAGAUACUGGCUCAAGGGUGAAAAGGCUGGGACACCUGAACUCUUUGCCAUUGUACCUGGUGCACCUGACAACUUGAGAACCAAUGAGAAUGGUGAAUUUUGGGUGGCGAUUCACUGUCGUCGCCGAGUGUUUACAUAUUUUUUUGCCAUGUAUCCUAAGAUAAGAAAAUUUUUCCUGAAGCUCCCAAUUCCAACCAAGUUACAGUACCUGAUACACACGGGAGGUAAGCUACACGCAUUGAUCAUGAAGUAUGGACCUGAUGGUAACUUGUUAAAAGUUCUGGAAGAUAGACAAGGAAAGGUAGUGAGAGCAGUCAGUGAAGUUGAAGAGAAAGAUGGCAAGCUUUGGAUUGGUUCUGUUCUUAUGUCAUAUAUUGCAGUUUAUGCUGAUGGAGACUAGUAUGUAAUCCAUUUGUAGCUUGUAGAGUGAGAAAUGCUUUGCUAGUAAAAUAAGAAGCCGUGGAGAAUCUUCAGGAUCAUUGGAUGGGUGACAUGUGGUAGUAUGUGGCAUGUGAACACCAUGUGUCAUUCAUCCAAUGACCUGAAUACUUUUUAGGCUUUGUUUUGUCCAUUGCAGUAUUAGUCUUAGGUUUUUAUGGACUAAGCUUGAUGUACAUAGUUAUGGCUUGUUAUGGAUAAUUUAUAUUUAAUGUUGAUUGUUAGUUUGCAUUUGAUUUCA
Dendrobium catenatum is the source of this 1704-nucleotide messenger RNA. RefSeq names its product protein STRICTOSIDINE SYNTHASE-LIKE 3. The coding region runs from base 244 to 1425 and encodes 393 amino acids. Lineage: Eukaryota; Viridiplantae; Streptophyta; Magnoliopsida; Asparagales; Orchidaceae. Gene Ontology annotation, molecular function: strictosidine synthase activity. The transcript is spliced from 4 exons. Gene Ontology annotation, biological process: biosynthetic process. The record is from RefSeq and is a predicted model, not a curated record.